Molecule: messenger RNA, 3840 nt
Organism: Sesamum indicum (sesame)
Lineage: Eukaryota; Viridiplantae; Streptophyta; Magnoliopsida; Lamiales; Pedaliaceae
Source: RefSeq, a predicted model, not a curated record
CAUCAUUCAUACUCAGCUUGCCCCACUAAAAAGGAGAACAAAGAGAGCCCAGAAAACCAAAACUUCAACCACACACACUGAAAACACACACUCAGAGCGACAUAUACAUGUUCUUUCACACUACAGAGACAUAAAGCUCUGUUCUUUACUCCAAGAAUUACAAUUCUAUCAAAAAACAAGUCUUCAAGCUUACAUUUUUUGUGCGUUUGAGAAUGGAGAAAGUUGUUGUUGCUGUUAACUGCGAGCUUAAAGCUUGUGGGAUAGUGUAGAACUCUCCUAGUUUUUUUUCCCUUGUUCAGCUGGGAAAAAGAGAAUUCUUUUUCCACUUCUCUCCAGUUUCCUUCUCUCAUUUUCACUUUCUUUUCCUUUUCUCUCUCAAGAAUGGGUUGCAAGAGAAUGAUAGCUGGGAAUUUGGAUCCAGAGAGGAAAAGGAGUGGUGGGUUGAGAACAAAACAGGCAGGGCGUGGGUCUUGCAGAGGAAGUUAGGCUAAGGCCCUCUUGCUAUAUUGAGGAGAAAGAAGUAUGUUUUCCCUCAGGGAGGAAUAAUCUUAUAUUCCUCUGUCCUCUCAGGUCCUCAAGUGAAUCUUUCGGUAUAUCUUUCAUAUAUAGAUACAUUCUUCAAGAAUAUUCAUAUUCUGCUGCUGCUCCAUUAAAUUGUUGUGAUGGGGUACUUGUUGAAAGAGGCUUUGAAGACUCUUUGUGGAGUCAACCAGUGGUCUUAUGCUGUUUUCUGGAAAUUUGGAUGCCAAAACCCAAAGCUUUUAAUUUGGGAAGAAUGUUAUUAUGGGCCACCAUCAUGUUCCGGGCUUGCAGGGAUUUCUGGAAAUGGGAAUCCAGAAAUUUCUUUUCAAGGCUACGAUGCUUCUUGCGUUUUCGCUGAAACUCUUCACUCACAGCACAAUAUUCCAGCAGGGAAUAAGGUGCAUUUGCUUGUGAAUGAGAUGAUGAUGGACAAUCAUGUCAAAAUUGUAGGACAAGGGUUGGUUGGAAGGGUUGCAUUUACCGGAAACCAUCAGUGGAUACUAUCUGAAAAUUAUUAUAAAGAAGCCUAUCCACCAGAGGUUCAAAAUGAGGUCUGUCAACAAUUUUCAGCUGGCAUGCAGACUCUUGCAGUUAUCCCCGUUCUUCCACAUGGCGUAGUUCAAUUUGGUUCAUACUUAACAAUUCUGGAGAAUAUGGGAUUCGUGAAUGAUGUGUUGUCAUUAGUGCAUCAGCUGGGAUGUGUGCCUGGUGUCUUGCAACCUGAAAUUUAUGUAGCAAACGAACGCGCUCCGACAAUUGGGGUUCCCUUAUGUACUGCAUAUUCCACUCCAGGCGAAUUGCCUCUUGAAUCAAAUAUGAUGAAUGCCUCUUCUUUAUCCGCUGACAGUUUUAGAUAUGUUGGAUGCUCAGCUCAAUCUUCUGUGUUUAAUAGUCAAAUGUCAUAUUCUUUAACUGGUGAAAUCCAGAACGAGAUGCGUCCUGGUGCAGCUUUGCAAGCUUCAAACUCAAGCUCAUCUCGUUUUAUGCCUCAUGGUCUCCACGAGGAAGCCAAAGUUGCUCGAGCAGUAAAGUGUCGGACAAACCAAUUUAUGAACGGAGUGGUUAAAGCUGAAGUUAUCCCAUCAAAUUUAGAUACGUGGACAAAUCAAAAUUCUUCUCCACACAUCCCUAGGUCCAUAAAUUCCGGUUCAAAUGAAGGUUUUGUCGGGCUCCCAUCUGUUGAAGCAAAUGGACUAUGUGAAGGCGCAUAUAUGAAUCCCCUGUCAGGUACAGAUUCUUUUUCAAAUGGUACCAAGAAACCCUGUGAAAAUAUCAUUUCCAAGAAUCCAACUUCAAGCGGGCUUAAAAAUUUGAAUCUGACUAAAACAGAGGCUUCUUUCUCUGAUUCUGUUGACCAUUUGACAACAGAUUCUUUGCUUACUUAUUGCUCUGGUACUGAACAUUAUCACAUGAACGAGAAGGUUGCCCAAAGUGACUUAUAUCCCUGUAAGGACAAGAUAGAACAAAAUGCAAUUGAUGCUCAUGAUAUUCCUCUGACUCGAGAUAAUGAGCAUCUGAACAUGGCUGAGCUCAUUCCUGGUUUUGUUGAAGAUUACAGAAAGCAGAAAAUUGAUCCAGUUACUAAUACCAAUUACAAUGAUUCAGGCGCCCAACCUCAAUCAGGAGAUGAUUUGUUCGAUAUUUUGGGUGCUGACUUUAAGAACAAAAUGCUCAGUCAUAGCUGGAAUAGUUGUCUGAGCAAUGGACCAGCCACAAGUACGCAUAACUGGGAUAAGAAUCAUUCUGCAUGUAAAACGAGUCUGGCUUCUUCAGAAAUACAUUCUACUAGCCAAGGGAACUCAGAAAGUGGGAUUUUCUCCUCAACUGGAACUGACCAUCUCCUGGAUGCUGUGGUCUCUAAGGUUCAUCCCUCUGCUAAGCAGACAUUGGAUGACAAUGUUUCGUGCAGCACAACGUUGAGUAAUAUGGGUAGUUUGUCGGCCCACAAGGCUUUGCUCCCGUGUGGACAGUUUGGGAUUUCUGAUCAUGCGAACGGAGAGUUAUUGGGCAUUCCCAAGUAUCUGGCAAAAGCAGGGGCAAUGAGCUCUUUCUCAUUGAGAACUGGUUCUUCCAAAGAGCACUCAGGAGCCUAUUCCCAGUGUAGUAACGUGUAUGAUUCAUGGAUCGAAAAUGGUCAUAACUCGAAACAGAACAACAGCGCGUCUACUGGAUAUUCUAAGAAAGCAAAUGAAACGAGUAAAACAAACCGUAAGAGGCUCAAACCGGGUGAGAAUCCAAGACCUAGGCCAAAAGAUCGCCAAAUGAUCCAAGAUCGUGUGAAGGAAUUAAGGGAAAUUGUGCCUAAUGGGGCAAAAUGUCUUGUUUUGUCUCUACUCGAACGUACUAUCAAACAUAUGCUUUUCCUGCAAAGUGUCACAAAGCACGCUGACAAGCUAAAGCAAACUAUGGGGUCCAAGAUUAUUAGCAAGGAUGGUGGUUUGGUUUUGAAAGAUAAUUUUGAAGGAGGAGCAACAUGGGCCUAUGAAGUAGGAUCACAAUCUAUGGUCUGCCCAAUCAUAGUCGAGGAUCUAAAUCAGCCCCAUCAAAUGCUUGUGGAGAUGCUCUGUGAAGAAAGAGGCUUGUUCUUAGAAAUAGCUGAUAUAAUUAGAGGACUGGGAUUAACAAUCUUAAAAGGGCUCAUGGAAACUCGAAAUAACAAGAUAUGGGCACGCUUUGCUGUAGAGGCUAAUAGGGAUGUUACGAGGAUGGAGAUAUUCCUCUCAUUAGUUCGCCUCUUAGAGCAAAACGCAACAGCCGAUAUUCCACAACCCAAUGACAUUAGCUGCGACAACAUGAGGGUUCAACAUUUUCACCAAGCUGCCUCGGUUACUGCAACCGGUAGAAUCCAUAGUUCACAGCAAUCAAGUUGAUGACUAGAUAUGUCCAAGAUAUGUUACGAGCGGGCGAAUCAGAGGCUCACCAUGACUAACAUUUCUUCUGAAAUAACAUUUGUUGUUCCGAUCCAUGACUUCGUCCGCGAGCAAAACUGUUGCUGAUGUUUGGUUUGCAGCAGCCUAGACAGAAUUCGGCAAAGGAACUGCUUCGAGGGUCUGAUCAUGCAUUAUCAACCGUAACUUGUAAUUGGAAGUACUAAGUAGUUGUCUGUUUUAUCCUUGUGUUACACUACUAGUUCUAGUACUUGGAUUGAUGCGCAGGUGGAUAAGGAAAUAGAGAGCAAGGUGUCAUCUUGGUUUGCAGCAGUUUCUUGAUCUACUAAUGUAUAGUAAGGAUGGGGUGUGAUAAUUAGGACAAUUGCUUCUUCAUUUUACACUUCUUUCUCAUUAAUGUAAGAUUUUCUGGACUUUCUUUUGUCUUCAA